Sycon ciliatum is the source of this 2272-nucleotide messenger RNA. RefSeq lists its product as uncharacterized. The coding region runs from base 162 to 1643 and encodes 493 amino acids. The record is from RefSeq and is a predicted model, not a curated record. Gene Ontology annotation, biological process: signal transduction. The transcript is spliced from 8 exons. Gene Ontology annotation, molecular function: protein binding. NCBI's taxonomy places the organism in Eukaryota, Metazoa, Porifera, Calcarea, Leucosolenida, Sycettidae.
UUCUUGGUUUACUACGAAAGAAAAAAUACGGUGAUAUCCCUAGUAGUAGAGUUGAAAGUAGCGCUAGCACCUACGCUACAGCUACGUCGGUUUUCUUGCUGCCUCGAUACCCCUUGCUUUCCGUCCGAAUCAAGCAAGGGUCCCUGCACUAGCCGCAUGUCAUGAUGGCGUCUGGAAAUGAAGCGCGCAGAAAGCUGACUUUAGCGCGAGAUAGUCUAAUACAAGAUCUCAGCCCUAUUCCCUUUCUCGACCAACUGAUACAUCGAGAAGUAGUGGAGCCAGGAGAAGCCGUGGUGGACAGGACAACCGCUGCAAUGCGUCAGCUGGGCAGAACGGACGCUGUACGUUUGCUACUUGAUGACUACCUUCAACGUAAAGUCGCUGUAGACCCGAGCAUUCUGGACCAGCUCAUCGAUUCCCUUGAAGCAUCGAAUCAAAAACACUUAGCUGAACUGCUUAGAAGACCUGUCCCACCUCCUGUGCAAGCAGCCGGGGCAACGCCAGGAAAUGAUACCACAUUCACCGCAGUGCAACCUACAGGCAUGGAUGAGCUUGACAGCUGCCCGCCCAAGGAUGUAGCUGCCGGAAGUGAACUGUACGAUCUUAGUAAAGAGCUGGAGCUAGGAAAGGAAGCUGCACCCGAGGAAAUGAAUAGAGGCAAUGGCAACGCCGACAUGCAAGCGGCACGACAGGGAAGUUCUCUCAAGCGUCGAUGCGAUGACUGGAGCACGGCUUCAUCUCCGAAGAGAGCGAUCAAGGAAGAGUCCCAAACAGAUGGCAUCAUGGACAGGAACAGUGCUCAUCAUAUAUCAAAAUGGAUGACAUCAGAUAUAGCACAGAGAAGCUUGGUAAAGUUCCUCUGUGAUCGCAUCGGCUAUGAAGAAAUGUGUUCUUUGGCCGAUGUAGCCCUUGGGACAGAAGGGCUCUUGAACUCUGGCCAGAGGAAGGUCGACAAUGGUUUUUCUAUAUCACAGGAUCGUGAACCAAAGAACUGGCUCGCUACAAUGAUCAAUUUAUGGGCGAAACAAGGACCUGGAAACGAAUCAGUACUGGAGUGCAUUAAUCUGCUGGGACUGGAGAAUGGCGACACUAUAUGUGAAGAGCUCAAGCGAUUGUUUGGGGGGGAAAGUGAGCCAGUUCCAGCUAGCGAUCAAUCCAUCGGCGUGCCAGUUUCAGGGGCUGAUGCAUCUGAUUGGACUUCCCCGGCCCAGGCUGCAGCUGGAUCAAGCAAGGCUGUUGCAGGGGCUGGUCACGAAAUAAUUUAUGUCGAUCCGAACUGGAGUUUUGACCAGGACCAUCGGUUGUGCUUGAUAGCUCAUCAUUCAGCAUCAUGGGAGAUCCUGGCACGUGGACUGAAGAACGCUGCGACGGGCGCCCCUGCAUUUGCCAAUGCAGGCAACCAGAUUGCAGAACUCAAGAAGGACUGUGACAGCACCAAAGAGAGGAUGGCAAAGCUCUUGGAUGACUGGCAGCAGUUGACUAAGAAACAUGACAAGGUAAUUCAUCUUAUCCAGGCGUUCCGAGAUAUUGGUGAAUCUUCGGCUGCAAACGAUUUGAUCGCCAAAAGCCAGAAAGCUUCUCCAGAGUCUUCACAGCCGACGUCAAUUGCUGUGGCAGAAACAGGAGGUCCAGGUUAUCACUAAUUCCCGGAUUCAGGUUACCGACAGUUGACUCUUUAGGCGGCAGAGGGUAUUCACAUUUUAGAAAAUCCUUCCGAAUGCCUCAGGUUUUCUUACGUUUAUGCUCUCUACAUCUUUUGUCAUCACAACCAUAGCAACCUGGGUGUUUUGUUGUUGUUGUCUGGUUUGUUAACUUUGCUCUAUGUUCUCUCUCCUCGGCUAUGUCUUCACUGGGUUCUAGUGAUUGUCCUUUCGACUAGCGUUAGCACAUGUAAGCACUCUGCUCGAACAACCCCCCACUCCCGCCCUUCACUUUGUAAGUCAGCGUUUGGAGGACUUACAUUUGUCCUGCACAUACCGCUUAUCUUUGAGUACGUAUUUUACAGAUGUACGGCUUAGCUAGAUUUUACCGUUUACAACUCUCCCUCAAGUUUAUGAAUAGCUAGAUUAAGAUUUUUAAUGCAAUUUUUCUUAUAUUAUAGGCUGGGCACGGUUUAUUCAUAACUAUGGGUUGAUGUUGUCGAACACUUAGACACUUCAUGUAACCUUAGAGUAUUCCUGACCAUAUCUUAAACUACACUUGAUGUGAACCCCAUUUUACAUGCUUGCAUUUUGAAUGGAUCUCGAAUGUGUAUUUACUUAGUUUAAAAUGA